Messenger RNA from Chlorocebus sabaeus (green monkey), 630 nucleotides. Lineage: Eukaryota; Metazoa; Chordata; Mammalia; Primates; Cercopithecidae. The record is from RefSeq and is a predicted model, not a curated record.
AUGCUGAGACCGCUGGGCCUGGGUGGGAGGGGAACCCAGAUUUUCCGAUGGCCUCCUUUACGUGUGGGCGACCUGCACUCUGAGGUGACUUAGGCAAUGCUGUACGAGAAAUUCAGUCCAGCUGGGCCCAUCCUCUCCAUCCGCAUCUGCAGGGACAAGAUCACUGCUCGCCCAUUGGGCUACGCAUAUGUCAACUACCAGCAACCGGUGACUGCCGGGCCUCUGGAGACCCUGAACUUUGAUGUCGCAAAGGGCAGGCCAGUGCGCAUCAUGUGGUCCCAGAGGGACUCCGUCGGCCCGGGCAAGAGCGGGGUGGGCAACGCCUUCAUCAAGAACCUGGGCAAGACCAUCGACAACAAGGCGCUGUACAACAUCUUCUCGGCUCGCAACAUCCUUCCUGCAAAGUGGCCUGUGACGGUAAGGCCCAAGGGCUACGGGUUGCACUUCCAAAAGCAGGAAUUCAUGGAGCGCCAUCGACGUGAUGAAUGCAUGUUCCUGAACUACCGCAAAAUUUUCGCGAGAUUCCAAGUCGACAAAGAACGAGAGGCCAAAGGAGCCUGGGCCAGGCAGUCUACCAGUGCUGACGCCAAGGAUUUCAGAAGACACCGAUUUAGGAGGCCACUCACAUGA